AUGGAGACCAGAUGGUCUAGAGGGUCUGCCCCGGCCUCGCCCUACGAGUACGUGGAUACGACGUGGGCUUCAACCCCGCAUUCAGAUGGGUCCAGAAACCUCGGCAAGCCCUCCGGUACCUACUCCGAGGGGUACUACCAUAGCUUCGCUAGCAGGCCCAGCCGCUUCCCUCAGGGCUCCGAGCCGCAGCUGCUUCGCCUGCGCCCCUCCUCGCGGCGCACCCAAGACAUCUCCCACUUGCUCACCGGCGUCUUCCGCAACUUGUACUCGGCUGAUGUAAUCGGCGAGGACUUGAGCACAAGUCUGAUCAAGGCCCGCGGCAGUGAGAAUGCUGUCCACCAGGCGUUCGUGGAUGAGCUGCAGCAGAUUCGGGAACUCUAUAAGCAGAGACUGGAUGAAGUUGAAAUGUUGGAGAGACAUAUCAUUCAGGCCCGUGCACGGGCCCUGGCAGAGAAGGAGCGGGCCAUGACCCAGGCCAAAGUACAUGUCCUUCAAGACUCUGUCAAGUUGCCUCCAGUGAAGACUGUUUUCAGAUGGUGUGUAGACAGCCAGUUGCUACAGAAACAUCAUUUGAUCUGCCCAGAAGAUUACUACAGUGAUACCGUGCCAUUUUGCUCUGCACCUAAAGGAAACUUCCUCCCUGGAUAUUCAAAACUGACAUUUAGUUGUGAGAUGCGUUCUGUCCCAAAGAAAGAUCUGGACAAGAAGCCUGAUGUUUCCUGCAAAAAGCUUAAUACAUUUGAAGAUGAUUUAGACUACACUGUAGACAGCCUGACAUGGGACUCAACUCCUAAGAUCAAACAAAGGAGCCCAGAAACUGUCAAGAGAGCAGUUUCAGCAAAAAAUAAAAAAUGGAUGAACCACUUACGUGUGCCACAGAGAGAACUAGAGCGACUUUUGCUUGCCAGAAUGGAGAGUCGGAACCAAUUCCUAAAAAACCCUCGGUUUUUCCCUCCUAAUACUCCAUAUGGAGGCAAGUCUCUUGUUUUUCUACCAAAGAAGCUGGCACAGGGUGUAGAGCAAGAACAAAGCUGUGCUGAUACUCCAGUAUUUCUAGCUAAGCCAUCAGUCGGAUUUUUCACAGAUUAUGAAAUUGGAUCAGUGUAUGAGAUGGUGAUUGCACUGCAGAACACCACCUCGACCAGCCGCUACCUGCGGGUCCUCCCACCUUCUACUCCACACUUCGCCCUGGGAUUGGGGAUGUUCCCAGGAAAAGGUGGAAUGGUGGCUCCUGGAAUGACCUGCCAGUACAUUGUCCAGUUUCUUCCCGACUGCCUUGGGGAUUUUGAUGAUUUUAUUUUAGUUGAGACGCAGGCAGCCCACACACUCCUGAUCCCCCUGCAGGCCCGGAGGCCACCCCCGGUGCUGACAUUGUCACCAGUGUUGGACUGUGGUUACUGCCUUGUUGGGGGAGUAAAACUGACCAGAUUCAUCUGCAAAAAUGUGGGCUUCAGUGUUGGCAGGUUCUGCAUUAUGCCCAAAAAGAGCUGGCCGCCAUCAAGUUUCAGGGCUGUUGCAAUUGUUGGCUUUGUUGAACAACUUCCCUUUGGAAUACUGCCUUCAGUGUUUGAGCUGGCCCCAGGGUAUGCCAUAUUAGUGGAGGUCUUAUUCCUCCCAAAGAACCUAGGAAAGGCAGAGCAGACCUUCAUCAUCGUGUGUGACAACUGCCAGACAAAGGAGCUGGUGAUUGUAGGAACCGGGCAGUUGGUUGCUCUGGACCUGAUCUAUAUUUCUGGUGAAAAAAGUCAACCAGAACCUGGAGAGCUCACAGACUUAACAGCCCAGCACUUCAUACGAUUCGAGCCUGAAAACCUUCUGUCCACAGCUAAGAAACAGCUGAUUAUUAGAAAUGCUACGCAUGUGGAGCUGGCCUUCCACUGGCAGAUCAUGAAGCCCAACUUGCAGCCCCUAAUGCCUGGAGAAACCUACAGCAUGGACAGCAUCAAGUACUACCCAGACAAAGAGACUGCCUUCUCCAUCAUUCCUGAAAAGGGCGUGCUCAGAUCCCAUGCAGACCAUGAAUUCAUCCUGAGCUUUUCUCCUUAUGAGCUGAGAGACUUUCACAGUGUACUUCAGAUGGUACUAGAAAAAGUCCCAGAACUUGUAAGUUCAGAAGUGGAGAACCUGAUGGACACUACAUACCCUAUGGAUGAUGUGAUUGUCCUGGAAAUUGAAGUGAAAGGCUCAGUAGAGCCUUUCCAGGUUCUCUUAGAACCAUAUGCCCUCAUUAUCCCAGGGGAGAACUACAUUGGCAUAAAUGUGAAGAAAAAUUUUAAGAUGUGGAACAACAGCAAGUCAGCCAUCAGAUACAUGUGGGGGAAGAUCAGUGACUGCCACAUCAUUGAAGUGGAACCCUGCACAGGGGUCAUAGAGCCCAAUGAAGUCAGGGAGUUUGAGUUGAACUUUACUGGGGGUGUCCCUGGCCCAACAAGCCAGGACCUGCUGUGUGAAAUCAAAGACUCGCCCUCGCCAGUGGUAUUGCACAUUGAGGCAGCCUUUAAGGGACCUGCUCUGUUCAUCAACGUCUCAGCCCUUCAGUUUGGUCUCCUCCGCCUGGGGCAGAAAGUCACAAACUCCAUUGAGAUCCAGAACAUCAGCCAGCUCCCAGCCAGGUGGCACAUGAAGGAAAGCCCUGUCUGCCUCAAAGAAAGGACCGAAGAUGUGUCUCCCUUCAAUAUUGAGCCUUCCAGUGGCCAGCUUCACCCUCUGGGGGAGUGCAGCGUGGACAUCACCCUGGAGGCCUUGCACUGCCAGCGCCUGCAGACCGUUCUGGAGCUGCAGGUGGAAAACGGGACCUGGAGCUACCUUCCUGUCUAUGCUGAGAUACAGAAGCCCCAUGUGUACCUACAAAGCAGCCAGGUGAAAGUCAGCAACCUCUACCUGGGUGUACCCACAAAGGCAAGCGUCACACUCAUCAAUGGCACACUUCUGCCCACCCGGUUCCACUGGGGCAAGCUCCUGGGGCACCAAGCAAACUUGUGCACAGUGACAGUCUUUCCCAGACGUGGCCUGCUGGGCCCCAGUAAGGAGUGCCAGAUCAACUUGGAGUUAACUACUCAUACUCAGGAAGAGCUGACCAAUCUGGCCCUCCCUUGUUACGUGUCAGGCAUGAAGAAGCCACUGGUCCUAGGCAUUUCUGGGAAGUCCAAGGGACUGCAGGUGGCCAUCACCAUCUCUAUGGAAGGCUCUAAUAGCAGCACACAGGAGUGGCCAGGUGACCUGAAUAAGCUCUGCCUGGACUUUGGCUCAACAGUGCCACUGAGGACCCAUGUGAAUUGUCAGCUCAUCCUCACCAACUGCUCCCCAAUACAGAUCUUCUUCUCCCUCAAAUUUGAGUACUUUGGCAGCCCCCAGAAUAGCCUGAGCAAAAAUACCAGCCUCCCUGACAUGCCUCCUGCCUGGCUAAAGACAGUACGGAUCCAAGAGCUCUUGGCCAAGCGAGAGCAGCGGGAUUUUAUGGAAAGCAUGUUGUCUCAUGGGAAAGGAGCUGCCUUCUUUCCCCACAUUUCCCAGGGCAUGCUGGGGGCCUACCAGCGGCUGAGCAUUGACAUUACAGCCUGUGCAAACAUGUGGGGAGAGUACUGGGACAACCUCAUCUGCAUGGUAGGAGACCUGCCACCAGCAGUCAUCCCCGUGCAUAUGGCUGUGGUGGGCUGCCCCAUCAGUUCCCUGAGGACCACCUACUACACCACUGACAAGUUGCAGAAGGAGCCUGUCAUCAGGUUUGGUGCCCAGGUCUCUGGAGGAGACACAGUUACCAGAACCCUUCGCCUGAAUAACUCUAGCCCUUGUGACAUCCGCCUGGACUGGGAGACCUAUACUCCCGAAGACAAGGAAGACCAGCUAGUGGAGCUGUUGGUGUUUUAUGGACCACCAUUCCCACUGCGGGACCAAGCCGGGAAUGAGCUCGUGUGUCCUGAAACCCCUGAGGGCAAUGUCUUCCUCUUAUCCCCAAGUCCCUCCAAUGUGUCAAUAUCCAGCCUUGAAGCUGCCCCAUCGGUCGAGAGCAGUUCCAGCACCAGCAGCAGUGAGGCAGAGAAGCUAAUCUCAGUCAUCCUGCGGGAGCAUGAGGGCGUGCUCACCGACCAUCUGUACUCUGUCAGCCCCAAGCAGGUGGUGGUCCCUGCUGGGGGCAGUAGCACCAUCUACAUCUCCUUCACGCCCAUGGUGCUGAGUCCUGAUACCCUGCACAAGGUGGAGUGUACUGGCUAUGCCCUGGGUUUCAUGAGCUUGGAUGACAAGGUGCAAAGGGAAAUUCCAGGGAAGAGAAGUCGCCUGCAGGACUUUGCUGUGGGACCCUUGAGACUGGACCUACAUGGCUAUGUGAGGCCUGCACAGCUAAGUGUGGAGCUGGACUAUGGCAGCAGCAUGCAGUUUCGGUGCCAGGCCAGUGACCUCAUCCCGGAACAGCCCUGCUCUGGGGUACUGAGUGAGCUGGUGACUUCCCGCCACCUGAAGCUGAUCAACACUACAGAAAUCCCACACUACUUCCGGCUCCUGGUUUCCAAGCCAUUCUCUGUUUCUGAAGAUAGGGCUGGCCAAAGCCAAAGAUCUCCUGGCCAGAAGCAGGAGUGUGAGGAGAUGGUCUCAGCAGGCAAACAGCUGGUGCUCCGGCCUCAGGAGAACAUGCUGGUGAAUGUGUAUUUCUCACUCUCCCUGGAGCUGCUCUCCUAUCAGAAGCUCCCAGCUGACCAGAUGCUACCUGGGGUGGACAUUCAGCAGAGCGCCAGUGGAGAGAAAGAGAUGGUGUUUAUUCAGAAUCUGCUCCUGGAGUAUAGCAACCAAACCACUCAGGUUGUGCCCUUGCGGGCCACGGUCGCUGUGCCUGAGCUGCAGCUCUCCACCAGCUGGGUGGACUUCGGGACCUGCUUUGUGAACCAGGAGCGAGUCCGGGAAGUCUACCUGAUGAACCUGAGCGGCUGCCACAGCUACUGGACCAUACUGAUGGGCCAGCAGGAGCCAGCCAGGGAUUCUGUGGCCUUCAGGGUGUCCCCAACCAGUGGGCUUCUCGAGGCACGACCCGUCAAUGCACCUCCAAACUCCAUCACCCUGAAUGUUUACUUCACUGCCAGGAGCAGUGAACUGUAUGAAUCCACACUGGUGGUGGAAGGCAUGCUUGGAGAGAAGGCCUGCACCCUUCGGCUCCGGGGCCAAGGCUCUUACGACGAGAGAUACAUGUUGCCUUACCAGCUCUGAGGGUCUGCCCCAUGCCUCAGCUCUGGUGCCCAGCUGUGGAAUAAAUAUGGCCCAGGGCUGAGGAGCAGGUCUGCUGGGCAGGGACACAUACUGGGAGCCCUCUGAGCAGCUACUGGAAUGGAGAAUCCCCCUUCCAUGACACAUCUCAGUGUAGGCCCUGCACAUGUGUCCUCAGAGCUAAUGUAAAGGCUAGGUGGAGACCAUAGCAGUU
Molecule: messenger RNA, 5407 nt
Organism: Otolemur garnettii (small-eared galago)
Lineage: Eukaryota; Metazoa; Chordata; Mammalia; Primates; Galagidae
Gene: DLEC1
Product: deleted in lung and esophageal cancer 1
Exons: 37
Coding region: 1-5196 (1731 amino acids)
Biological process (GO): negative regulation of cell population proliferation
Source: RefSeq, a predicted model, not a curated record